AUGCCUCCAUUUCUGACUUUCAUCAACUACAGUGGCGAGGGGCAAAGUGAUAAAAAUUAUGCAGGUUACGAAGUUCACGGAAUUAUGCUUGAAGAUGAUUAUACAUUCAAGCAACUGCUAGAAGUCAUCGCAGAAACGAUACAACUGGAAACACCGUUCGACAAAUUUAUUUCGAAAUACCAAGUUAACGACACGUACCCGCCAAUAGCCAUCACUGAUGACCGAAUACGUCAGAUUAAUGAUAUUCACUCAUGUGCACUUGGAAAAUGCAUGAAUGGAAAACGGCAAACUACUGCAAACUUAGCGGGAGAAUGCAUCACAAAAAAGUUUGCUAAUCUAAAGACGCACUAUACACCAGCCGAUGUAAUUCGGGAUAUGCAACAAUUGUACGGGUUAGAUUUACAGUACAAAAGAGCAUGGGAAGCAAGAAGAAAGGCAUUAGAAUCUGCACAAGACAACCCAUAUGGAUCUUACCAAUUAAUACAUGGAUACCUCGAAGAGCUGUACAAGAGCAACCCGGGAAAAUAA
This is a messenger RNA of Striga asiatica, 528 nucleotides long. NCBI's taxonomy places the organism in Eukaryota, Viridiplantae, Streptophyta, Magnoliopsida, Lamiales, Orobanchaceae. The record is from the annotation of a GenBank genome assembly.